Molecule: messenger RNA, 1161 nt
Organism: Penicillium canariense
Lineage: Eukaryota; Fungi; Ascomycota; Eurotiomycetes; Eurotiales; Aspergillaceae
Product: DUF3716 domain-containing protein
Exons: 4
Coding region: 1-1161 (386 amino acids)
Source: RefSeq, a predicted model, not a curated record
AUGGAGCCCGCACGGGAUGAGUGGCACCCCGAAAUCACAGUGCUUGCCAACCGGCCCGAUCUCUUGGAAGCAUUCACACUUAGCACUCUCACCGAUGAAACACUUGGAUUAGAAGAAGCUUUUGAAUGCCCUUUCACCUUCCUCUCUCUACCUCACCCUCACCUUCUUCCCUCCUUGUUCCUUUUACCAUCACGAUACUUCUUACUCUCUGUCAGAUGUGCUCAUCCUGACACCCUCUGCCCCCAUUCUCUUCAUCCUCACACCAUUUGCUCCGACAUCCACACCCUCAUACUCUUCACUCCUGAGGGCCACCAGCCAGGGACGAUGAGCUCCCAAAACCUGACCCCGGCCAGUACCCCGGCUAGUACCCCGCUAGUGCCAGUCACGAGCCCAGGUACCGCGUCAAACAGACGCUCUGAUGAUCUUGGUCACAGUGACCACCUAGGGGUCCCGGCCCAUAGCAGCCAAGUCAUUGGUACACCUGUUGUGCUCCCCACCACCUCAAGUGGUAUUGAUGAGAUGCAGCCUGCCCAGCUAGCUGCAUAUAUUUUCACCCUACCAUAUGUGGUAGCCAGAAAUGGGCGCCUUAUCAAGGGAAAGAUACUACGUCAGAUCAUUGACUUUCCAGCCCGGCGCGAGCUUGUUCUGCGACCAGCUAAGCCUAUGUCUACUGGGCGGCUGAACGAUAUGCUUACCAAGAAACUCUACCGUGUGGAGGCAGCGGUCAUGCAGAUUGUUGGGACAGUGCAACUGGCGACUUGCAGGCAUUGCUUGCAAGAGAAUGGCCCAUUCAACCAAUGUGUUAUCGUAACUGGGCACAUUCCUUGUGCCAACUGCCAAUGGACCGGAGAUGGACAGCGAUGCAGCUUCCUUCCUCAGGCUGGCCCCAGCUCCCGCUCUGCGACAAUGCCCUCGCCAUCUGGUCAUCGUCGCAGCCAGUCCUCUCUCUCAUCCAGCGCCUCCCGAGAGAGUGGAGAUAAUGAAAAUUUGACCGGGACCGGUACCGACAACAACUUGAACGUGAAUGCUGGGGGGUCUAUGAGCAAGGUAGCUGACCUAGUAGACGAGGCCAAUCUGUCUACAAACUGCCCAGCUCUCACACAGGCAAUUGCGGGCCUACAGUUUGACAUUACUACGAUGCGUCACUAUCUUGAGCUUUGA